Messenger RNA from Caenorhabditis elegans, 1965 nucleotides. RefSeq names its product Putative polypeptide N-acetylgalactosaminyltransferase 11 (gene gly-11). Gene Ontology annotation, cellular component: Golgi membrane. Gene Ontology annotation, molecular function: polypeptide N-acetylgalactosaminyltransferase activity. The coding region runs from base 3 to 1820 and encodes 605 amino acids. The transcript has 7 exons. The record is from RefSeq and is marked reviewed. NCBI's taxonomy places the organism in Eukaryota, Metazoa, Nematoda, Chromadorea, Rhabditida, Rhabditidae.
GAAUGCUCCUACUUUGGAGGCGAAAAACAGUCGGAUUAAUAUGCCUUUUUUCAAUUCUUCUCACUAUAUAUCUCUACGUCUCAAUGUAUCCAGAAGAUAACGAGAGAGUAUGGAAUAGUGGAAACGCAGAUAUUCAGAGAAAACAUGAAAAACUAAAUAAUGGAGGACAGGGACGACACGAUUUUGAUGAUGAUGAGGGCGCGGAAAAGGAUGAAGAGGAUGCGGUCGAGAAACAGAACAUCGCCGCUCCACCACUUCCAAAAUCAUUCACAACAUUCCCGGAUCGUUCAAAAGAAAUUGAGAUUGACACAGAUUUGCUGGGGAAAAUAAAUGGAAAAGCCGAAGAUGAUCUACAAGUUGAAGGUUAUAAAAAGUAUCAGUUUAACGGAUUACUAAGUGAUCGAAUUGGAUCAAGAAGGAAGAUCAAGGACUCUAGAAAUGCCAGAUGCUCUUCUCUAACAUAUUCCGACAGCUUACCAGCUGCCUCCAUAGUUGUUUGUUAUUUCAAUGAAUCACCUUCCGUGCUAAUCCGAAUGGUGAAUUCAAUUUUCGAUCGUACAAAACCAGAACAUCUCCAUGAAAUUCUACUUGUGGAUGAUUCAAGUGAAUGGUCGAAUGCAACUGAUGAAGCUAUCAAGUACAGAGAAAAACAUAUUAUUCAAUGGGAAAAAGUAAAGUUUUUGAAGACUGACAAGAAUGAGGGAUUGAUUAGAGCAAAGAUUUUUGGAGCAAGAAGGGCUAAUGGAGAAGUUUUGGUAUUCCUGGAUAGUCACUGUGAAGUAAACGAAGAAUGGCUUCCACCACUUCUCGAUCAAAUCAAACAGAAUCGCCGUCGUGUCGUAUGCCCAAUCAUUGAUAUAAUCGAUGCAAUCACUAUGAAAUACGUGGAAUCUCCUGUUUGCACAGGCGGUGUCAAUUGGGCAAUGACAUUCAAAUGGGAUUACCCCCAUCGAUCCUACUUUGAGGAUCCGAUGAAUUAUGUGAACCCGUUGAAAUCGCCUACAAUGGCUGGUGGUCUUUUUGCGAUUGAUAAAGAAUAUUUCUUUGAAAUUGGAAGUUAUGAUGAGGGAAUGGAUGUUUGGGGAGCUGAAAAUGUGGAAAUUAGUGUUAGGAUAUGGACCUGCGGUGGAGAACUUCUGAUUAUGCCGUGCAGCCGAGUUGGCCACAUUUUCCGCCGCCAACGCCCAUACGGAAUAAAAACGGAUUCAAUGGGAAAAAAUUCAGUCCGGCUGGCAAGAGUAUGGCUUGAUGAAUAUCUUGAAAAUUUCUUCGAAGCUCGUCCAAACUACCGUACAUUCACCGACUACGGUGAUCUUACAUCGAGAAUCAGUCUACGUAGGAAUUUGCAGUGUAAACCGUUCAAAUGGUAUUUGGAAAAUAUCUAUCCUGAACUAUUACCGGAUAACACACCAAAUCAGCUGAAUAACCAAAUACUUGUCGCUGGAAAGAAAUAUUUGAUUAAAAUGGCAAAUGGAACACAUUGUUUGAGCGCUGAAAACUCGCAGGGAAGGAUUGCAAAUGGGAAUCGGGUGGAAAUGAGAAAAUGUAAUCAUAUGGAGAGAAUGCAACAAUGGAAAUACUCAUCGACGAAUGAGCUACGACCGAUGGGCUCAUCCCGAAUGUGCCUAGAUUCCUUACGAGGGAUUAGUGUCAUUUUGUGUCAUAAUCAAGGAGCACAUCAAAUGUGGCAAGUUUCGAACGCCGGAAAGCUCUACAGUAGAUCAGUGAAUAAAUGUGCAACUGGAUCCAAUGACGUCAGUGCGCUGAGCACUUUAAAAUUCUGCUCUCUUGCGAAUAGCUUCCAAUUCGUUGAGCUAUAAGUAUUGAUAUUUUAUUUUUGAAAAAAAAAAAUUUUCUCAAAAUUUUUUUUCUAUGGGUACUUUUCUCUCCCUGAAACUCUAAAACUGGUCCAAAAUUGCCUUUCCCUUCCCAAAUCUUGUGAUAAUUUUAAUAAAUUUUUUUGCG